CAUAUGCUCUUACAUUGUGCUCUCCUGUUACAGGAGUGGCUCGAAUGCGGAAGGUGUUUAGGACCCAGGGGGAUGGCAGCCACUGUGUGGAGAAGGCGCGCGCACACGUCCUACCAAAAAAUGCAUAGCCCCACGGAGACAGAGCUCACUCAUUCACCGUUCUUUAGAAAGAUCUUAGGCUGAAGCAGAGAGAGAGAAGCCUUUCCACCCACCCGUCUUAGCAGCAAGGAUUCCUGCAGGGAACCUAACCCAAGGCGAGGCUGGAUGGUCCUCUAAAGUGAAUGAUGAUAUGAGUGAUUUAUUUCCUUGGAUGGGUUCCUGUGAAUAUGAACUGAAUGUAAGAAGACUUCCUUGCAUGGAUAAGGAAAAUACGUGCCAGUUCUAUUCUGCAAUAUAGUACAAGAAUUAAACACACUUGAAUGGAUCACACUUGCAGCAGACUAUUAGUUGAAUGGGACCAGCACAUCUUCUAAUCAAAUAUCUGAAGUUAAGGAUUUUGAAAAUAGACUUCUGCAAAAAUGACCCAUUUACAUGCUGGACUUAAUCCAGAGACUAUAGAGAAAGCCCGUCUGGAACUCAAUGAAAACCCUGACGUUUUGCAUCAGGAUAUCCAACAAGUCAGGGACAUGAUCAUCACAAGGCCUGACAUUGGAUUUUUACGCACAGAUGAUGCUUUCAUCUUGAGAUUUCUUCGAGCCAGAAAGUUUCACCAGACAGAUGCCUUCAGAUUACUGGCUCAAUACUUCCAGUACCGUCAACUAAAUCUGGAUAUGUUCAAAAAUUUCAAGGCUGACGAUCCAGGGAUCAAAAGAGCUCUAAUUGAUGGGUUUCCUGGAGUGCUGGAAAAUCGUGAUCAUUAUGGCCGGAAGAUACUUUUGCUUUUUGCAGCCAACUGGGAUCAGAGUAGGAAUGCUUUCAUAGACAUUUUACGAGCUAUUCUGUUGUCUUUAGAAGUUCUCAUUGAGGAUCAAGAGCUUCAGAUAAAUGGCUUCAUUCUAAUUAUAGACUGGAGUAAUUUCUCCUUCAAGCAAGCCUCCAAAUUAACACCAUCUAUCCUCAGACUGGCUAUUGAAGGGUUACAGGACAGCUUCCCUGCCCGCUUUGGAGGAGUCCAUUUUGUGAACCAGCCUUGGUACAUCCAUGCCCUGUACACGCUAAUCAAGCCCUUCCUCAAAGACAAGACACGGAAAAGGAUCUUUCUUCAUGGUAACAAUCUGAAUAGUCUUCACCAGCUUAUACACCCUGACUGCCUGCCCUCAGAGUUUGGUGGGACACUUCCUCCGUAUGACAUGGGCACUUGGGCUCGGACAUUACUUGGUCCAGACUACAGUGAUGAAAAUGAAUAUACUCACACUUCCUACAAUGCCAUGCACGUGAAGCAUGCAUCUUCCAAUCUGGAAAGGGAAUGCUCACCCAAACUUAUGAAAAGGUCUCAAUCAGUGGUGGAGCCCGGAAUGUUGAAACACGAGGAUCAGCAUGAGAACGAGAAUACCCAGCCACUGCUGGCUCUAGACUGAGUUUGAAUUCACCAUGACUCACAAAAAUGCAUCAUUAGACUUCAAUGGUAUAAGAAACCUAUGAAGCAAGAGACAGGUUUCAUACACAUUAUCACACAUUCAGCUUGAAACCAAGCUCUUCAUGUUUGCAGAGCAAGUAGUGAUCAUCACCAGCCAUCCGUCUUUGUGGCCAAAGCCGAAGGGGAAAUUCCUUAUGGCCCAGAAUGCCAAGAUAAAGAGAUGCAUUUUAUUGUAAAAGAGUUUCUAUCCCACGCUUUAAUGAUGUAUGGUAUAUGACUGAAAUAUGAGGGACUUCUUUCUAUGUACACACAUUCAAAGAUGUGCAGAUGAGGUUUUCCCAUAUUGUUCAAGCAAGAAUUUCCCCCGUUUUAUUAAAAUAACAAUUAGGUGCAAUCAAAAUUCUUAGCUAAAGGCAUCUUGAGUUUAAAAAUUGCGGUAAGAGGCUUAACUUAGUUUGCAGUCCACAGAGAACACUUCCAAACCCUGAAGUCUUAUCAAAGAUUUUACUUCCUUGGAUUUCCCCCCUUAAAAACAAAAAACAAAAACAGCUAAGCAAUCACCAGCAGAAAAUCAUUUAUCUCUGUAGUAUGUGAUCUCAUCACCCCAGUACUUGCAGGGAUCACUUAUUUCAGUCCCCUGCAAAAAUUAUUCCUAACUUCUGAAAUUCCCUAUAAACCUGUAAGAUCAGUGUAAUGAGUGGAGUAGGAAACAGACACAGGCAAUCUGAAAAGUAGUUAUUUAAUUUUAAUAAUAUGAGUGUCCUCCCCCACCACAAGCAACUGCAGUGGGUGGGUUGAUGGAGUGGUGGCAAGAGAGAAAGAAGAGGCAUUUGAACUCAAUGGAAACACUUAUUGGUGAUUAAUGUUCCACUCCAGGUCCUUUCAUUUAGGUCACUCCAGCAAGUGAAAGCUCAGCAGAGCUGUUUAACCAACUACAGAUAUAGGCUAUGCUUAUAAGAGAAAGGGAAACUUGGGAUGAAUUAUUCAAUAUGCCACCAUUAGAAGGAACUCUGGAAGGACAGAAGAAAAAUGUAGAUCUGACAUGCCAAAGAUCAGUUUGCUAUUUCUGUCCGUGCUCUACUUGCAAAAACAAAAUUCCACCCCUACAUUCAAAUGAAAAUAGAGAAUAAAAAAAUCCACUGUUAUGAA
Messenger RNA from Hemicordylus capensis (graceful crag lizard), 2665 nucleotides. RefSeq names its product clavesin 1 (gene CLVS1). The transcript is spliced from 6 exons. Lineage: Eukaryota; Metazoa; Chordata; Lepidosauria; Squamata; Cordylidae. Bases 519 to 1517 code for a protein of 332 amino acids. The record is from RefSeq and is a predicted model, not a curated record. Gene Ontology annotation, cellular component: membrane. Gene Ontology annotation, molecular function: phosphatidylinositol bisphosphate binding.